UAGAGCUGACUGCCGGGUCGAUUGGAUCUGAAAUUCGCGAAUGCGCGUCGUCGGGAUUGCUUGAUCAGGACUCUCCUGUAUUGUCGUAGUGAACGGGGACGAACUAGUGGGCGCAUUUUGCUUCAGACAGGCUGCAGAUUUCGAAGGAAGACAACGACGAAGGCUUCGUACGGUGCAGUUCCAGUUCGACAGUGUUCUGAAUGAGAAAUCAGCGUAGCAACUCCUGAAACAUCUAAACAUCCCGACUGGUGGCAAAAUGGUUUAGCAAGGUACAAGUUUGGACUCAGUUGACGUAUUUUCACCGGUGCAUUCUAACAGACGGAAGCUCUCACGCCUAAUUCGCCCAAAAAUGGAAAACGACAGUAUUGUAGCAGUGGAAUCCACCGACAACCGAACGGUGUCCAGAGACUGUCCCACUCGACUACCGACAAUUGUUGAAUACUUUAAUGGAUUAGACACCAUAGUUACUGUGAUCAUAGCCAUUACCAUCGUACUUAGCUUAGCAACGUUUGUGAUAUGUGGCAAAAACAUCCGGCAGGUGCUCCAGUACACGCCCAAGCGGUUCAAAUCCAAGACCAUCGUGGUGCUGAUUAUAUACCCGAUAGUGACAGCACUGGCGAUAGUAUCGACUCUCAUCCCCAAGUCAUACUUCAUAUGCGAUACGGCAUCGCAUAUCUACUUUAUGAUCUGCGCCUACGUGUUCUACAGCCUAAUUGUGGAAUAUGUCGACGGAGACGAGGCGUUCAUCCGUUCCAGUGACUCGCGAACCUUCAACGUCAGGACCCCUCCUUGCUGUUGCUGCUUGCCAUUUCUUCAUCGAUGCGCUGUUACCAAAAAUCGCCUUCUGCUCACGAGGCUUCUCGUACUGCAGCUUCCAAUCGUUCAAACUUUACUGUUCGUGGGAUUGAACGUCGUUUUCAUAGAAGAUAUCGAAAACUUCAACAGCAUCAUCCUCUAUUUUGUUCCGUUCAUCGUCCUGUCGAUUAUUCUUGGCGUAUGGGGAUUGAACAUAAUCGUUCGCAUGGUCAGUCCCCUGCACAGUGAAUUCAAAUUGAUGGGCAAGUACGUGGUUCUGCAAGCCGUUCUACUUCUUUGCAAAAUCCAACCGGUGGUCAUCAUGGGCAUUGUAACGUACGUCACUCCGUCGUGUGACUUUCCGUUGACGUUACAAGUACAAAAGAAUGCCGUAUUCCAAAUGUGCCUUUGCGUGGAAAUGCUGGUGCUCUCUCUGUGGGCGUUCACGUUGUACAAAACACCGAACAAGAACCAACAGCUGCUAGAAAAACCUCAACCGUCCUAAAGAUGCUGCGACUUCCAGAAUUACUUAAACAGAUUUUAAAGAUUCCUUGUGUAAACAUGAAUAGCAUUGAUUCAUACGAAUUCUUGUCGUGCCUAACUGUAGUGAUUGUAUGUGAUAAAAGAAAUAAACGUUAGGAUAAAUGAAAGACCCAAAA
Ochlerotatus camptorhynchus is the source of this 1454-nucleotide messenger RNA. RefSeq names its product organic solute transporter alpha-like protein. The record is from RefSeq and is a predicted model, not a curated record. Gene Ontology annotation, biological process: transport. Gene Ontology annotation, cellular component: membrane. The transcript is spliced from 9 exons. Gene Ontology annotation, molecular function: transporter activity. The coding region runs from base 350 to 1300 and encodes 316 amino acids. NCBI's taxonomy places the organism in Eukaryota, Metazoa, Arthropoda, Insecta, Diptera, Culicidae.